AUGAGCCGCCAGGGCAGCAGCACAAAGCACCCGCCAGCUCCGGAGCUCUUCCGUACAAUCGCGCACUGCGUGCGGCGGGCGGGUGGCUGCCUCAAGGCGGACGCGCUGCUCCAGCUGCACCCGAGUCUGCGCUCGGCGCUGCGCGACUUCCGCCUCCUCGAGGCGCUCAAGGAGCAGGAGGCCGUGUUGUCGGGCCGACGGCUCGUCGACGCUCGUCCGAUCGCCGGUGGCAGCGAAGCGUGGCUCUGCAUCGUCACCGACUCGGACGGCCGCCUCGCCGGCGGCGCCGCCGACUAUGAGCCGGCGAGAUGGUUCCAGCCUCCGACGGCCGGCUCGCAGCGCGACGCGAGGGCGGCCGCGCUCGACGCCGCGCGCGCCAUAUGCCGCCGGAGAAUGACGACCGGCGGCUGCGGCAGCGGGUCGAGUGGCUGGUGGCGCUGA
Emiliania huxleyi CCMP1516 is the source of this 441-nucleotide messenger RNA. RefSeq lists its product as hypothetical. Bases 1 to 441 code for a protein of 146 amino acids. NCBI's taxonomy places the organism in Eukaryota, Haptophyta, Isochrysidales, Noelaerhabdaceae. The transcript is spliced from 2 exons. The record is from RefSeq and is a predicted model, not a curated record.